This is a messenger RNA of Ricinus communis (castor bean), 855 nucleotides long. RefSeq lists its product as uncharacterized. The record is from RefSeq and is a predicted model, not a curated record. The transcript has a single exon. The coding region runs from base 1 to 855 and encodes 284 amino acids. NCBI's taxonomy places the organism in Eukaryota, Viridiplantae, Streptophyta, Magnoliopsida, Malpighiales, Euphorbiaceae.
AUGGAAACUGAAAUGAAUUCUUCUUCUUAUACAGGUAUACCUAAAAAUUAUAGAUUAGUGCAAAUCAAUAAGGAGAGCAUGCAAAAGGAAGAAAAAGUAGAGCCUAAUCUUGGGUUUGAGAAGAAAGAAAAAGAAGCAUUUUCUAGACCUGAAUUUCAUAAGGCAGCUCAGCCUUACCAACCAAAGAGAGCAGAAAGGAUAAAAAGAAAAUUUAAAAGUAUUGAGAUGCUCUCAAAAGUUCCUACUAAUUUACUUUUGUUGGAUGUUAUCAGGAAUAAGCCAGCUUAUACAAAAUUUUUUGAAGAGUUGAACACCAACAAAAGGCGAUAUAUGAACAAUAAAAAAGUACAAGUAGCAAGUGUAAUGCUUCAACAUCAGUUGCCCCUUAAGAUGAAGGAUCCUGGUAGCUUCACCAUUAAUAUAACAAUAGGUGACAAAAAGGACACAAAAGCCACGUUAGAUUUGGGAGCAAGCAUCAACUUGAUGCCUUACUCGAUGUAUGAACGACUUGGCUUGGAAGAGUUGAAGCCUACCACUAUGUCUCUACAAUUUGCAGACAGAACGAUGAAAUAUCCUAGAGGUAUAGUGGAAGACUUGCUAGUACAAGUAGGUAAGUUAAUAAUUCCAGUUGAUUUUGUAGUACUUGACAUGGAAAACACACCAAAAAGAGAUAAUGAGCAAACUAUACUCAUUGGUAGACCUUUCAUGGCAAUUACUAGAGCUGUGAUUGAUGUGCAUGAUGGAAAACUUACCAUAACAGUUUUAGGAGAAACUGUGGAACUUAAAGUGUUUAAUUCUCUAACUUUAUCUACUAUUGAUAAGUGUUCAUAUAAUUAUUUAGAUAAUCUUGUUUAA